CCUGCUGCCCCUCCUCGUUCCCCAGUGUGAAGCUCCGACCCCACUUUCACAUACUCUCCUUUUACUCCCUAACUUUGGUUCGUUUCCGUGCAUCCAAAUAAAAGCCGAUCAAACCUAUCGAUGAUCCAGCGGAGUCCCAUCUGGGACGGCGGGGAAAAAUGUCUCUGAGGUCGGGCUCUGGGAUUUCUUCUGACAGCUGAGCUCCUUCGGCAAUGCAACAGUCCCUUCUCUGAUGAGACGAUGAGAACUCACACCCGUGGGGCCCCCACAGUCUUCUUCAUAAGUCUGCUGUGGCCCCUGCUCGCUCCAGUGCCCGCAGCCGAAGUGGACCCCACUGGGGGCAUUCCUUUCAUGGGAGGCAACUAUGAUGGUCAUCCCAUGCUAUACUUCGGCCGCGGGGAUGUGGAGGAGCUGCAGUACACCGCGGCAGGGUCUCAUCGGGAGAUGGCCAGGAGGAUCCGGGAGGCUGGAGAAGCUAUGCUGGAGCACCCUGAGGAGUACCUGCCCCCCUGGAGCCCUGCUGAGUUUAGUGCCCGCUGGAACGAGAUCUAUGGAAACAAUCUGGGUGUGCUGUCUAUGUUCUGCCUGCUGUACCCGCACAGGGCCGGGGCCCUCGACCUGGCCAAGGACUACAUGGAGAGGAUGGCGGCUCAGCCUAGUUGGUUGGUCAAAGACGCCCCCUGGGAUGAAGUUCCUUUGGCGCACUCGUUGGUUGGAUUUGCCACGGCCUACGACUUCCUGUAUGAGUACUUGAACAAAGGCCAACAGGAGCGUUUCCUGCAGGUGAUAGGCAACGUAUCACGCUUGAUGUAUGAGAAGUCCUAUGUCAGAGGCUGGGGGUUCCAGUACCUGCACAACCAUCAGCCCACCAACUGUGUGGCUCUGCUCACAGGAAGUCUGGUCUACAUGACCCAAGGUUACCUUCAGGAGGCCUAUCUCUGGACCAAGCAGGUUCUGUCCAUCAUGGAGAAGUCUAUGAUCCUUCUGCAGGAUGUGACAGACGGCUCGCUGUAUGAAGGAGUGGCUUAUGGGACCUACACCACCCGCUCCUUGUUCCAGUACAUGUUCCUGGUGCAGCGUCACUUUGCCAUUGGCCACUUCAGCCAUCCCUGGCUGCUGAAACACUUUGCCUUCCUGUACAGGACAGUCCUGCCAGGAUUUCAGCGGACCGUGGCCAUUGCAGAUUCCAACUACAACUGGUUUUACGGGCCAGAGAGCCAGCUGGUCUUCUUGGAUCGUUAUGUGUUGCGUAACGGCAGUGGGAAUUGGCUCGCAGAUCUUAUUCAUCAAAACAGGAUUACGGAAGGCCCAGGCCAGGCUGGAAAGGGCCAGCGAUGGUGCACGCUGCACACAGAGUUCAUUUGGUAUGACCCUGGCCUGAUCCCCAAACCCCCCGCAGAUUUCGGAAAGUCUGAGCUCCACUACUUUGAGGACUGGGGUGUUGUGACGUAUGGCAGCGCUUUGCCUUCUGGUACCAACAGCUCCUUUCUUUCCUUCAAGUCUGGGAAACUAGGCGGACGCGCCAUCUUUGACAUUGUUCACAACAACAAGUAUAUAGAGUGGAUCAAAGGCUGGAGGAACUUUAAUGCUGGUCACGAGCACCCUGAUCAGAACUCUUUCACCUUUGCACCCAAUGGUGUCCCGUUCAUCACAGAGGCACUGUAUGGACCCAAGUACACUUUGUUAAACAAUGUGGUGCUGUUUGGCUCAACCCUCUCAGGGAGCUGCUUUAAACCUUGGGCUGGACAAGUAACAGAAGCCUGUGACUCUAAGUGGUUAAAGUACAAGAUGGGCCUUGCAGCCGAUGCCCAGGGCAGAGUAGAAGUUGCUAUAAAGAGAGGAGAGAUGGUCUUCAUCCGAGGCGAGGGGCAUUCAGCUUAUAAUCCAGAACUGAAGAUCAGGAACUUCCAGAGAAACCUGCUCCUUCUUCACCCACAGCUCCUGCUCAUGGUUGACCACAUCCACCUGGAGUCAGGGAGCCCAACCAGAGCCAUGAGUGCCUUUUUUCACAACACAGAGCUACCAUUUCAGAGUACGAAGGUAGAUGGUGUUCAUGGAGCAUUUGUAACACAUGGGAAGGAGAAAUAUAAGAUGUUCUGGAUGGAUGAAACAAACUCCAGUAACAAAGGGAUGGUGGGUUACUGGAGUUACCCUCGCGGGUACCCCUAUAACGGCUCUAACUAUGUGAAUGUUACAAUGCCCCUUAGGUACCCGCACACAAGGGUGGCCUAUAUUUUCUUUGGACCUGGUCUGGAUGUACAGAGCUUCAGCUUACGUGGAGAUGAUCAGCGGGUGGAUAUUUACCUCUCUACCAAAGACCACACCUACACCAUCUACCUUCUGACAGGAAAGGUCAGCAGCAAGCCUCUGUUUGCCAUGGUACUGCUGGACCACAAAAAGAUUGUGUUCGAGAGAGCAGCAGCUGUUGUGGACAGUUCUCCUGUGGAAGUCGAAGAAUACGUCAAUGUGAUGGAGGAUAAUCUCCAGCAUGUUAAACCUGUCUUUCAGCAGAUGGAGAGACACAUCCUAGGACGGGUUCUUAACACUGCCAGCUUCCGUAAGACUGCUGAGCGCCUCCUCCAGUUCUCUGACAAGAAGAAGACAGAUGAGGUCAUCAAGAAGAUGUUCACUAUGUCCAAGAAACAGAACAAAGGGGAAAAGAAGGUAAACCUUGGAGAGAAGCUGUCUGAGAGUCUGCCUGAUAUUUUUGCACAGAUUGAAAUUAGCGAAAAGAAUGAGAGACAGAGGACAUCAAGGCGUACCUAUGAGGAGAAUCCAGAGGAAGGGGACGCUGAUUCAAGGGCCUUCAUGGAUUAUUCAGAUGGUCACAGAAAUAGGAAGGGGGGCUUUGUUAAGGGCCGCAGAUUCAAAGAGGUUCACAUGGUGCCCACUGCAAAGAAUGAGGGAGUCUCUGCUACUGCCUCCUACAUUAGACUGUUCCUGCUCCUGAACACCGCCACCUUCUUCUUACUGCUGGCCGUUCUUCUUACUCGCUUUCAGACAGGGCGGAGCCUGCACACGCAGAGGUGCUUCUAUACCAUCGUCUUGAUUGACUGCUUCAUCCUGCUGUUCCUCUUCUCCUCCUGCUCCAACACGCAGUGCUGACAACCUGAACAACUCUAUAAGACAGGAUGUCCUGUCUGUUCAGGGUGAACUGAAAACAUUUCACACUUAAGUCCAAGCCAGACCUAAUGGCAGACCAUUAAGGCCACUGUUUAAAAAAACUUAUUGCGAUUUGAUAGAGUUCAUUAGUAAACGUCUUGGAAUUAAAAUGAAAGAAAUUACUAAAUGUAUGUGGACAAUACAUGCUUAAUGAGCCCUACUUUUGGUUCACAUUACCAUGAAUUUAAUAUCAUUUUCUUUCUUGACUGAGCCUCUGAAAAUCAUUCCUUAUGUUAGGAACUUCUCAUAAUUCUUGUUGGGUUAAAACUAGGAAGCUUUUGCCAUUCGUUGCUUGUUUAUUAAGUGAUUAAGCAUGUUUAUCUCAUCACAUUUGGGCAUCAGUACCUGACCUGACGCCACCCACAGAUGUUUGGGGGGAAGUCAUCAGAAAUGAUAACUGAGAGCAGUAGCUUGAACUGGCACCCUACCCAUGGAUUUAAAAGCGCUCUGUGGUAAAUCACCCUGUCAGCCUUUAAUUCACCAGAGUAGCGAAGGGCUGCUUGUGUUUAAACUUCAAUUAAAUUUCAAAACAACUACAAUUUAGCUAAAUUCAGGUAGAUGUAAUUUCUGCUUUGGUUCUAACCUGAUACUGAUGUUGUCGAAGUAUGGCACCAGAAUACAUCGUACCUUUUGUUAGUGAGUCCUGCAGUGAUUGUGUAAAACAUAACGACGGUAAAUGGAAGCAGCUGAAAGUCACAUUUUUUCUGCCAACGUUAAUAAUUAUUUCCUUUUCUUACAUUUUUGGGUCCUGUCUGAGAAUUCUAUAGAUCCCCGUAAGAUCUCCAUGUAUGUUAUUUUUCAUUUCAUUAAUUUAAUUAAAGGGACAAUGCACGUUAAUUGACAUGAGUAUUAGAGAUUUAGCCAAAGGGACUAAUUUCAAUAUGCAGCUCUUGGCAGGUUGAUGGACCAAGAUUAAAACAUUAAAUCAUAUGAUUGUUAAAUCACACAAAAGAAAAUUAAAAUGAUCAAUGUGCAACAGACACUAAUCUACACAUGAUCAUAGACAUGAUCUGUUACCAGGCACUGUAGAGAACUGCCUUUAAGGUGUACUUCGGUUAUGUCGGUCAGAUUUUCUAAGUAUGAACUGCUCUAUUAAAGAAAACUGACUACCUAAAUGAACAUUUUCUGGGCCCUCUGACUGGAGCUCUUGUUUCUGCUUUACUGUAUUUUUGUACAUUCACUCUAGUUAGUUACCUCUAUCUGUGUUCUCAUUGUAACUAUGACUUGACCAAGAAGGAGUUUUUUCCCCCAAUUUUCACUAUUAGUGGUUUACAUUUCAUAUUAAUCUGAUUUGUAGUUUCCUGACACUUCCUUUGACCUUGUUUGACAGACAUUUACUAUUCAAAAUAGUUUUUUUUUCUUUUGGCAUUUUGCUCCAAAUGUUUUUAUGUGAAAAAAUCCCUGUUUAGCUUCUGUGACCCUGAUACCAGAGUCUAAACUGUGUAUGACUCUAUUCCUUAAAUCCCAGAGUAUUUGUGUAACAGUGUCACUACUUCUGUCAGGAUCUGCCAUAUGAGUGUUUGUUCAGGAACUAGAACUGAUUCCAUGUAGGAAUUGAUGAAUAGCUGAGAUGAAACUAGACCAGCUUAGACAAACGAAGCUUCUGUGGAGCUUUAGAGCCACGUCUGUGUUCCCA
This is a messenger RNA of Girardinichthys multiradiatus, 4798 nucleotides long. RefSeq names its product dermatan sulfate epimerase (gene dse). The transcript is spliced from 6 exons. NCBI's taxonomy places the organism in Eukaryota, Metazoa, Chordata, Actinopteri, Cyprinodontiformes, Goodeidae. The record is from RefSeq and is a predicted model, not a curated record. The coding region runs from base 241 to 3105 and encodes 954 amino acids. Gene Ontology annotation, molecular function: chondroitin-glucuronate 5-epimerase activity.